This is a messenger RNA of Penicillium soppii, 183 nucleotides long. RefSeq lists its product as uncharacterized. The record is from RefSeq and is a predicted model, not a curated record. The transcript has a single exon. Lineage: Eukaryota; Fungi; Ascomycota; Eurotiomycetes; Eurotiales; Aspergillaceae. Bases 1 to 183 code for a protein of 60 amino acids.
AUGAAGCACCCUGCCCAGUUCCUCGCUGGAAAGCGCAUUAUCGUCGCCGGCGGAAGUUUCGCUGCCCCAUCUUUCGUCCUGGCUUUAGACCAGGUAUGGAACCCCUCCAUCGAGAAUGCCCAAGUCGUCAUAUUUGAACAGAGUGAACGCGAGAAGUGUCUCGAAAAGAUCCCUACACGCUGA